Messenger RNA from Trifolium pratense (red clover), 1170 nucleotides. RefSeq lists its product as uncharacterized. The record is from RefSeq and is a predicted model, not a curated record. NCBI's taxonomy places the organism in Eukaryota, Viridiplantae, Streptophyta, Magnoliopsida, Fabales, Fabaceae. The coding region runs from base 65 to 523 and encodes 152 amino acids. The transcript has 4 exons.
GAAAGUCAAAAAGAGAACACAAUUUUUUUGUAGGAAAAAUUGAAGAUAUCCCCAAAAUUCGAAAAUGUCGAAAGAAAUCGAAACUUUGACAGAAGAUGAAAGACGAGCACUUCGUGGAAGCAAAUUCGCUCCUCUCCCUACCCUUCCUCGUACCAACAAACCCAAACCUAGAUUGGCUCAUCCUGGUGGACCUGUGACUACGAAUAAAGCAGCGGCUUUAGCUAAGUUUUUGGAGAGGAAGUUGAAGGAUCCUAAUGGAUUGACAUCUAUUAACCCUGAUCUUCUUGAACUUGCUGUUAAUAAUGCUAAACAAACUGUUUAUACAAGUGGCACUUCUAUGUCUGGAAGAAAUGUCCGGCAUGUGGAGUCCUUUGGCGACUCAGAUGCUAGUGAAGAGGAACAUAAUGGUCUCCCUGUGGUAAAGGAAUGCAAGAAGAGAAAGCAGAAGAAACAAAAGAAGAAAAAUAAAAAACGAAAGGAAGUUGAAGACACUGGAUAUGCUGUGGUGAAAAAAAAACCUUGACAGGUUUUAAUUAUGUUUUUGUUUAAGGCAGUGUAGCAUACUUUUGGAAUCGAGGAUUGAGCCAGUGAAUUUUUGUACCAUGGUUUUUUUCUUCAACUGAAUUUGCUCGUUGCAAGUAAAAUGGAGUCACUAAUGAAAAUAGUUUGUUGGAUCUUUUGCUAUAAUUUAUGUCUAAGAUGAGCUACAACAUAGCAUUAUGAACUUGUUUUUGAUUUUCAGUUUCUUUCUUUCAGGAUGACAAAUGCAGGUAGUAGGGUGUUGUCAGACAAAUUGUUAUUCAUUCGAAUGGGGUAAAAUAUGAAUUUAAGAAACCAAUUCAUUAGGUUAGUAUCAAUAUUAAACAACUGUGUUGCUUUGGAAAAUACACAUGUUAAAGUUUUACACAAAUUUGUCUUGUGAAAUUUGGGUCUAGUUCAUUAUAAAAAAAAAAAAAAAAUGGGUCUAGUUUCAUUUUCAUAGGAAUUAAGUAGGACCCUAUCGAUAUUUUUACAGAGAGAUGGACUAAAAUUUCACAUGACAAGAGCAUAUGAAGGUUUGAAGAAUUUAUUUGUGUAUUUUGGUAUGUUUCGCAUGCGGAACUUUUCUGUUUCUUUGCAGAAGGCUGUGUAAUCUUUCGAUUUUCCAAUUUGUCUAUGUUUAUAUUAAGA